Messenger RNA from Anarrhichthys ocellatus (wolf-eel), 1304 nucleotides. RefSeq names its product thiosulfate sulfurtransferase like domain containing 3 (gene tstd3). The transcript is spliced from 4 exons. The record is from RefSeq and is a predicted model, not a curated record. The coding region runs from base 129 to 644 and encodes 171 amino acids. NCBI's taxonomy places the organism in Eukaryota, Metazoa, Chordata, Actinopteri, Perciformes, Anarhichadidae.
CAGGCUGACUGUGAGCAGUGGAUAUUUGUUCUAGUAACGUUAGUUGUCGCACGUAGUAUUAUUGCGUACUUACGGGUUUAUGUUGACGGAGUGUUAAUAUAGAGCGUAACACAGGGUGUAAUUAUCCCAUGGCUCUCAGAAGGUGUUGCGGGUUAGCGGGGGUCGCUCCGAGGUUGUUAUGGAACGUCCUGCCUGGAGCUUACGUCCCUGGACGAACCUCUGCGUCCAGCCUUGUCAACACUCACCACGGUUGCAAAACUACAACGUUGCAGCUCCGCAGGUUCAGUUCUGCGCCACCGAGCACGGAUGUGAGUUAUGAGCAGAUGAAGCAGCUCCUGGCGGGCCGGAAAGCUGUAGUUAUAGAUGUCAGGGAGCCCUGGGAGCUCAGGGAGUACGGCUUCAUCCCCGGAGCAAUCAACGUUCCGCUGGGACAGGUGAACACUGCCCUCCAGCUGGGUCCGGACGAGUUCAAUGAAAAGUAUGGCGGUGAAAUGCCCCAGCAGACAGAUAACGUUGUGUUCACCUGUCUGGCAGGGGUCAGGAGCAAGACAGCGCUCAACACAGCCGCCUCGUUGGGAUACAAAGAUGUUCAGCAUUACCUGGGCGGAUGGCAAGACUGGGUGAAAAAUGAACAGCAGAACUGAUCCAGGGAUGUCGAAACAAGAAAACAAAUACUAAUUUAAAGCUUUUCACUGAGAUCAGACUGGCGAGCGAGAGCGCAUAACAAGGAGUCUUGUAAAGGGUUUUUAAAAUGUUCAUUGACUCUUCUGUUGUGUUCCUCAUCUGUGAAUCCCAAAGACUGAAACCAGAGGGCUCAGCACACAUCAACAAGUCCCAUGCCUGCUGCUAACAAAAAAAUACAUUUAAAACUAUACUGCAAUGUUACUUGAAGUUCCUUGUAAUUUAAUUUCAUCACAGAACUAUUUAUAAACCCUUUACAACUUCAAAAGAGACAGAUAUUUAUAACCUGUGAUUACUCUAAACCAAAAUACAAAUAUCAAUAGACAAUAAGGAGUGUUAAUUUCUACAUUAUCUAUGCAAAUGACUACUUUUCUGUAUAUGAUUGUGAAUGUAAAUGAAGUGGUCCUUUGGCAACGCAUCAACUUGAUGCUCAUAGAUGCAUCUGCAGUUGUUGCCAACAUUAUUCAAUAAAUAAAAUUAUAGUUUUGAUUAACAGUGAUGUCUUGUGUUUUGUAAUUAUUCUUUUUUUUCAGGUCUUUUAAAAAUGCCAUUUAUUUGAAUAACUUGUGAUAUUGUUGCUGGCUGAGGUGACAGCUGCUGGCACUAAGAUGAUCUACGGCGUU